CCGCCUCGCCCUGCUGCCGUGAUGCUGCCGCCGUCGCAGCCUCACCUCCCUCGCCGCCCUCGCCUCGCGGCACUCCAACGGCGCUGCAGCACCUCGCCCGCCUAGCGCACGUGUCUGCCUCUGGGCCCAUUCCACUCCCUGCGGGCAUGCACCUACUGAGAGUCCAUGCACCACCAGGCACGACGUGGCAGAACAAAAUACAAACACGCUCCUUUCCCAGCUCCACGCUCCCCAGCAGCAUCAUGCGCCGUCACGCUGCCCGCCGCCUUGGUGGGGGCCGUCCCCAGGUAUCCAGUAGGCUGGCAGUGGUGGUGGUGCCGCAAGAGCCGCGAAGGCGAGGGUUGCUGGUCACCAGUUUGUCGCCAUCAUAGCAUGGCUGCUAUGCCAAUGCCGCAAUAUCUCACAUCUGGGUCCCAGGAACCCCCCUACCCACAAUCUCUCCGAGGGCCAUAUCUCUGCAUCCCCACACACGCCCUAGCGAGCCAAUCUCUGGCGCCUUGUCUUCGCAUUGAGCCCCCGGUAAUUAGCAAAGGCGCAAUCUGUACAGAGCCCGCCGGCACCGCUGCACUAACACAGUACAUAAAAACCCCAUAUAUAUCGUGAAUGGACGCC
Molecule: messenger RNA, 612 nt
Organism: Exserohilum turcica Et28A
Lineage: Eukaryota; Fungi; Ascomycota; Dothideomycetes; Pleosporales; Pleosporaceae
Exons: 1
Coding region: 373-603 (76 amino acids)
Source: RefSeq, a predicted model, not a curated record